Vicia villosa (hairy vetch) is the source of this 921-nucleotide messenger RNA. RefSeq lists its product as uncharacterized. NCBI's taxonomy places the organism in Eukaryota, Viridiplantae, Streptophyta, Magnoliopsida, Fabales, Fabaceae. The coding region runs from base 19 to 702 and encodes 227 amino acids. The record is from RefSeq and is a predicted model, not a curated record. The transcript has 8 exons.
AUCGUUUUAUACAAAGACAUGAUUUUCAUGAUUAGACUAAGCUUGCUAGGCCUUUUACUCGUCUAUGGAGCUCAGUGCUACGCUAGGAAUAUGCCCAAAGCUGAGAUCCGAAGUACUCAUCUUGAACUAGACGAUUACGGUAGAACGGGGCCUAAUCCCAGACAUGAUCCACACCAUCCUUCUCCUUCUCGUCCACCUCACGAUAUCCAAAAUAUUCAGUUCGAAAUAGACGAUUAUGGAAAACCAGGGUCAAAUCCUAAACAUGAUCCACACCAUCCUCCUUCUCAUCCACCUCUCGAUAUCCAAAAUAUUCAGCUCGAAAUAGACGAUUAUGGUAAACCAGGGUCAAAUCCCAAACAUGAUCCACACCAUCCUCCUUCUCGCCCCCCUCUAGAUAUCCAAAAUAUUCAACUUGAAAUAGACGAUUAUGGUAAACCAGGGUCAAAUCCCAAACAUGAUCCACACCAUCCUCCUUCCCGUCCACCUCUAGAUAUCCAAAAUAUUCAGCUUGAAAUAGACGAUUAUGGUAAACCAGGGUCAAAUCCCAAACAUGAUCCACACCAUCCUCCUUCUCGCCCACCUCUCGAUAUCCAAAAUAUUCAGCUUGAAAUAGACGAUUAUGGUAAACCAGGGUCAAAUCCCAAACAUGAUCCACACCAUCCUCCUUCUCGCCCACCUCUCGUGAAAUCGAAGAUGCAAUGAAGAUGCUGCCUCAGAAUCUUCAAAUGUUCCUUGAGUUCAAUAGUUUUUUUUCUUUUGAUGAAUAAAUCACAUGAUUUUCAAUGUAUUUUAUGGACAUGGCUCAAGUCAACAUUAAAAAUAUUAUUAUGUGAAAAAAUUAGCCAUGUACUUAUAUGAAACUUUUAAUAAAUGGAAAAUUCAGAGUGUAAGUUGUACUAAGAAUAAAAAAAAUUAAACAAA